Molecule: messenger RNA, 881 nt
Organism: Caenorhabditis elegans
Lineage: Eukaryota; Metazoa; Nematoda; Chromadorea; Rhabditida; Rhabditidae
Gene: F40G12.4
Product: T20D4.11-like domain-containing protein
Exons: 3
Coding region: 78-872 (264 amino acids)
Source: RefSeq, marked reviewed
AGACCACGCUAUGCUUUAUAUUUAAGUUAGCUGGCUGGCCUCUCUACAAAAAUCCAGACUUCUUUAAAGCUUCCAAAAUGGCCAAAUUAAUAUUUUGCUUAGCUAUUUUCUGCCUAUUCCUGUCAUACCAUUGUGAAGGAAUUCCUUUUCAUUUGGAAAUUUUGAGCGAUAGAACCAAAAACUGUUUCUUCAAAUUCUUUGAAUCAGUUUUAUUGAAAGAGAACAGCUGCUCGAGGAACUUUGAUUUUUUGGCGAAAGACAAUGUGAAACGGCGACAAGCAUUCAUCAGUGGAAAAGAUUGUUUUCUGAAAAUAGUCUCCCAAAGAUGUCAUCCUGACAGAUUAGAUGUAUUCAAUUACUAUUACGAAGAGCUCGUGGAUGCUCUUUCUUUUAUUCCAGCACAUGGAGGAUGCUCGGAUACAUAUUAUAGAUUAAAUGCUCAAAGGUGUGACGCGCAGAAGACAAUGAUGGAGUGGGAAAUUGAGAAGCAAUUAGAAAGAUUGCCAAAGUUCAAAAAUUCAACGCAAGUAAUCGCCAUGUGCAGGGAAAUAAAGGAAUGUAUGGAAGACCUUUGCUUCACCGAAGACUCUCAGUACGAAAUCGAAUUUAGUCUUGCUGUUCCAGAACUUACAGUGUCUCAUUUCACAGUCUGUAUAAACACGAUCGAUAAGGAAUUACCUGACCUUUCAAAGUACAGAUGUCUCGAAAAUCGAAGUUUCUUCAAGAAAACCCCAGAAUACAUGUGUGAAAGAUAUCGAAAUAGCAACAGGGAAUGUUUGAGAGCCGUUACAAAAGGGUACUGUGGACGGGAUGUUGUGAAACCAGUGGAAAAGUAUCUGAACGAAUUUGUAAAAUUGAAAUGUAAACCAUGAAUAAAGAUU